Molecule: messenger RNA, 720 nt
Organism: Meloidogyne enterolobii
Lineage: Eukaryota; Metazoa; Nematoda; Chromadorea; Rhabditida; Meloidogynidae
Source: the annotation of a GenBank genome assembly
UCAUAGGGUGAAGAGAGAGAACCUGUGAAUAGGUGGUGUAGGCGAGGUUAUAGCGAGCACAGUCGCAGCGUUGUCGUAGGUUCGAAUCAAAGUUGGAUCGGGAUUCCGACAGCCCUGACCUACGUUUUUUUCCCUUCCGAUUUCCGAAAAAAAAAGUUUGAUUUCCAAGUUCCGACUUGUGAGCCAGUUCCCAUUUCUGGCUCUUCCGAUUUCCGACACCUCUGACUGUUCUGAUCCUCCUCUGGUUCGGAUUUCGGAAAUUAAAAUAGAAUUUUUUUAAAAGUGUCUAUCUGGGUAAAUCAUGCCUCAAUGCGAGACUAUUUCAAGCUUCAAAAGAGACUGGAUUGGGAGUGUCGUAAGAGAAUCGAGAGACCUCGUCUCGGCUCGGAAAAAGUAGUCCCAGAAUCAAAAGAAAGGACAAGCUUUUGGGAAUUACAACAAACAAAAAUAGCAGCAUAUGUUGAAGAAGUAUUAUCACCACAUUUUUCUCCUCUUAUACAAUUUGUAAAUGAAUGUGAACCUUUAAUUGAAUCAAAUCAUUCACAAUUAUUAGCUAGAUAUACAGUAAAAGUUGUACAAAUUGUAAGAACAUUUAGUGCUGAAUGGAGACGUUCUGUUGAAGCUAUAAACAAUGAAAUACUUCAUUCUUUUACAAACUUGAAAAAUGCUGCUAAUAUAUUACAGGUAUAUAAAAAUAUAAACUUGAGAUUACAAACUUAA